AUGGCGCGGCGCGGCGCGGGCGGCGCAGGCUCCGGGCGACCGCCGAGGGCGGGACGGCGGCGGCGGGCGGAGGGGGAAGAGGAGGAGCCCCGGGGGCGGGGCUGCGCGGAGGCCGCCGUGGGCCCGGGAGGGGGGCCGAGCUCGGCCGCCACGCCCCCGCCCAGGACCCGGUCCCCACCGACGCCCCCUGCCGCGCGCUCCCGGGGCGCGCUGGAAACGGCCCUGCGAUAUUCCCGGUUCGCCCAGAUAGGAGUGCACCUGACGACCACAAAACAAGCCGGCUUUCUGCGGAUUUCUUGUCCUCCUCGUCGUGGUGGCUUGGUUUUGUUUUUCGAGCAAGGAGAGAGAGGGAAAGAGAGACGAUGGGUGUGCCUAAGGGUCUCUAGCCCUUGCAGACGAACAACAGAUGCCCGCACCACUUUGUGCGUCUGGCUUUAUAUUCCAGACAUGCGCCUCUGGCAUCCUGUGAAUACUGAGGAAUUGAACCACAUCAGGCUUUGCAAGCAAAGGAUCCAGAUCAAAGCCAGCCAAGUACAACAAGCUCUCAGGACAAAGUCUGGACAGUCUCAACAAGGCUGCUGCUGUCAACCCCCGCGCGGUCAGGGUGCUGCCUCAAUUACCCUCCCAGCUGCGACAUGUGACUAUAGGCUUGGAUAUUGCCAAUGGGGACAAUCGCCUCUACUUAUCUGUCCAGAGUUUCACUUGCAGUCUCAUUAUAUAGGCUCGAUUGAAGAUUGUCCAUGAGAUGGAACUCAAGUUUCCAAGUACGCUGGUACUGCAGUGGCAGAAAGCACCCACCUGGGUGACUUGGCUGGUUGUCCUGGCAUGGCCAGCCCCUGCUGAACAAAGACUCUUCUAUCAGACCUUCCGGAGUGAAGACUUAACUUCCCUCUGGAUGAGGAUGAAUGCUUCACUAUCUAGGCCAGCACCUGAACCCUUCGGCCGAACUAUCUUAUAGCAAAACAAACAUGGUUCUGUCACUUAGAGGAGCCUCUGGGGAAUCAAAGGUUCCUAAACUCCAUUUCCUAAUACCUUUGUCCAUCAGUCAAGUAUUAUAAUCUCACCAACAAUACUCAUAUGACAUUGAACCACAGUUCAA
Molecule: messenger RNA, 1099 nt
Organism: Jaculus jaculus (lesser Egyptian jerboa)
Lineage: Eukaryota; Metazoa; Chordata; Mammalia; Rodentia; Dipodidae
Exons: 6
Coding region: 1-744 (247 amino acids)
Source: RefSeq, a predicted model, not a curated record